AGAUCAAGCAAAUUCAACAAAAUAACAUAAUUCUUCCUUCUUGAUCUUGCAUUCGAUUAGCUAUUAUUCAAUGGACCAACUCUUGUCGCUUCUAUUAUUCGUUCUAGCACUUUGUCCGCUAACUCUAGCACUUCACUGCCGUAUUUUUCGUAGAUUUGGUUCUGCUCCAUUGAAACGGUCGAACCACAAUGAGCUGUUACUGCCUGGGCCAUCGGGUGCAUGGCCUUUAGUAGGCCACCUUCAUCUCCUGUGGGGAAGAGAGCCCGCUUUCAGGAAGUUUGCAGCCAUGGCCGACAGAUACGGGCCCGUCUUCUCCCUUAGGGUCGGCCUCUGCAGGCUGGUGGUCGUGAGUGGCUCCAAGGCCGCAAGGGAGUGUUUGGCCGUGAACGAUAGGGUUCUGGGCACUCGGCCUGAUAUUGCAGUCGGAAGGUACAUCGGAUAUGAUAAUGCUAUUUUUGCCUUGGCGCCCACAGGGCCAUACUGGCGUGAAAUCCGAAAAAUCGCUGCCCUCGAGCUCCUCUCAAGCCACCGCGUCGAGCGACUCCUCCAUGUUAGGGCCUCUGAGAUAGCCUCCUUCAUGGCGGAUCUCCUCUCUCGCUCCCAACAUGAUAGCCUCGUUAUUCCCAUUGACAAGCAGUUCGAGCACCUCACCUUCAACAUAAACCUGAGGAUUAUUGCCGGGAAGAAGUUCUCGGACGCCGAGUUUGGCAUGGCAGGCUCCGAUGCUUGCCGGUUCAAGAAGGCGAUCGAGGACUUCCUGUACCUGAGUGGAGUUUUCGUCCUGUCGGACAUGAUCCCUUGGCUCGAGUGGGCGGAUAUCCAAGGGCACGUGAAGGCGAUGAAGGAGACGGGGAAGGAGCUUGACUAUGUCCUUGAUAAGUGGCUAAAGGAGCAUAUUGAGAGGAGGAAACAGAGAGGCAGACAUGAGAUCGAUGACAAAGAAGCCGAUAAUUUAAUGGAGAUUCUGCUCGAGAGGUUAACGGAGAGCGAGCCAAUGUUCUUCGGGCGUGACCGGGAGACUGUCAUCAAGGCUACUGCCCUGAUUCUCAUAUUCACCGGUUCAGAAAGCACGGCAUUGACCAUGACGUGGGCUGUAGCAUUGUUAUUGAACAAUCCCCGCGCCCUGAAGCAUGCCCAAGAAGAGCUAGACACAGUCGUCGGACGGGAGCGGUGGGUCCAAGAAUCGGACAUCGGAAGCCUGAAAUAUCUCCAGGCCAUCGUGAAGGAGACUCUGCGUCUCUAUCCACCAGCUCCAUUAACGGGAAUCCGCGAAGCCUUGGAGGAUUGUCACAUUGCAGGUUACUCCGUUCCUAAGGAUACGCGUCUAUUAGUCAAUAUAUGGAAGCUUCAGAGGGACCCCACGAUGUGGUCCAACCCCGACGAAUUCCGCCCUGAGAGGUUCCUGAAGGAGCAUGAGAAGGUCGACAUCAGAGGCCAGAGUUUCGAGUACAUCCCCUUUAGUUCUGGACGAAGGUCGUGCCCAGGUGCCACGUUCGGGCUUCAGUUGGUUCACCUGACGCUGGCUCGCAUGCUGCAAGGUUUCAACAUAACGACUGUUGGGGACGGGCCGAUUGACAUGGGCGAGGGCCAGGGCAUCGCCCUGCCCAGGACGAGCCCUCUCAGGGUUGUCCUGAAACCGCGCCUUGAUUUGCCACUUCAUGGAUGAACUGAUUCUAUAUGCAUCGGAUCAUCCCUAGUAAUUAGAUCAUACGGAUGCGAAUCGUAAGAUCGUGUGAGCUCACCAAGCUCAUCGGAUGGAAAAUAAUAAUUUUUUAUUUUUCUUGUCUAUCAGCCUAUUUCAAGUAAUAUUGGAUUAAACAAAAGAGAUAACUUGUUCCCCUUUUAUUAUGUACUUGAGCCUUCUCCAUGAAGGUAAUCUAGCGUUGUAUAUGUGCGAGGAUGAGUCAUCCCAUGUCAAAAGGGAAAUGGAAUAAGAUGCUUUUUCACUCUCAACAA
Molecule: messenger RNA, 1956 nt
Organism: Punica granatum (pomegranate)
Lineage: Eukaryota; Viridiplantae; Streptophyta; Magnoliopsida; Myrtales; Lythraceae
Source: RefSeq, a predicted model, not a curated record